Molecule: messenger RNA, 1889 nt
Organism: Thalassophryne amazonica
Lineage: Eukaryota; Metazoa; Chordata; Actinopteri; Batrachoidiformes; Batrachoididae
Gene: nostrin
Product: nitric oxide synthase trafficking
Exons: 16
Coding region: 179-1810 (543 amino acids)
Biological process (GO): signal transduction
Cellular component (GO): plasma membrane; cytoplasm
Molecular function (GO): protein binding
Source: RefSeq, a predicted model, not a curated record
GUAUUGUGGCGCCCAGUGGAUCAUCCCGUUUGUGUGUGUAGUUUGCCGCUCUCACACAGUGGAAUUUUCCUUUGUAUUGUACACCGACAACAGCUCAGGUGAUUUCCACCUGAGUGACUUUGGGAGGAGGUGGUCAAAGUUCCAAGUCUAAAGUCAACAAACUGCCAGAGACGUUAAAAUGAAGAACCCGAUCAGCACCUGCUCCUAUAACCAACUGUACCAAAAUGUUAAAUGUUUUUCAAAAACUGGAGAGAACUUCUGCAAAGAACUCUUGACAGUUUUCCAACAAAGGGCCGAGCUGGAGUUCACAUACUCCAAAGGAUUGCAAAAGCUGGCUGGAAAAAUCAUCAAAGUGUCGAAGGGAAUGUCAAACUAUUCCACCUACAGAACAUGGUGUCAUGUGUCAGACGAAAUGUAUUCCAGAGCAGAUGCCCACAGAACACUGGGAAAUGCUUUACAGCAAGAAGCCAUUCAGGAGUUACGCCAAGUUUUAGAUGAGCACAAUAAGAGGAAGAGACCACUCGACGGCACUGUCGAAAGAAGUGGGAAACUUGUUAUUGCCAACUGGAAUGACCAACUCAAGAUGAAGAAGAAGCUGACCGGAAUAACUAAAGAGCAUGAGGCUCUGUUCAACUUUGUUGAGCAAAACAAACCAAUUUGCACAGAGAAAGAAAAACAAAAGAUGCUUAACAGGCUGACAAAAUCAGCAGAAAUGCAGGCACGAGUGGAUGAGGAGUACUUUGACAUCAACAUGGAAGGUCACCAGAUGAGACUCAAGUGGGAAAACACACUGAAAAGCUGCUUCCAGAUCAUACAGGAACUGGAGAAACAGAGAAUUGAAAUCCUAUGUAACAUUUUGAAUAGAUACAACCUCCAUAUGUCCAGUUUUGGACAGACUGUCGUACAUGGCCAAAAGCAGCUAGAGCAAUCUGUUCAAAGAGUGGACAUGGACAAAGACUUACAAAUGUUGGUUGAGGAAAACAGUAUUACAACCGAAGAUAACAAAGCAGAGUUUUUGAUGGCUGAUUAUUUUGAGGAAGACAGCAAGUCACUGAUGGAAAGAGACAGAAGAAGACAAGCUAUUAAGCACAAACUCCAACGUCUGGAAGACAGCAUUGCAAAAACACAAAAAGACUGUGAAGGGCUUGAAAAACUAAUGAAAACAUACUCUGAAAAUCCAUCGUUUUCAAAUCAAAAGAACCUCGAGGAAACUGAACAGCAGCUUGAUGAGAAUACCCUAAAACUGGAUCUCCUUGAGGCCACUCACUACAAACUCUCUCUAUCACUGUCUGAAUUAGAGGGGAAGCCCAAGUCCUGUCACAGAUUCAGCGACAACAUUACGAAAUGGAAAGAUAAGGACGGUGCGCACAGUGUGGUUCAACUGACUCGUCCUGUCAAAAUCAAGAAGACACCCUUCAGAUCUCGUCAAUCACUGAGGGCUUCCAUCAUUUACAAAGGACCUGCUCAGGCUGCCAGACAGGUGGAGCCUUCAGUCACACCAAAAUAUGAAAGUGCAGCUGUACAAUGUGACAGCACCAUGAACAGAAUACUGCCUCAAACUGGUGAUGAUCAAGGACAAGAUCCAACCAAAGCGGAAUGGUGCUGUAUUGGACAAUGCAAAGCCCUCUAUAAUUAUGCAUCUGAACAAACUGACGAGCUGAACUUGAAAGAAGGGGACCUUCUAGAUAUCUACAGAAAAGAAGAAAAUGGUUGGUGGUUUGGCGCCCUUAAUGGCCAGAUGGGACAUUUUCCAUCAACCUACAUUGAAGAGCUACCAGUGUUCAGCAGUGUGAAGUCAUCUGAUGCCUGAUCUGCCAGAUUUCACAGCAAAAAAAAAAAAAAAAAAAAAACUCUCACCAAGAAUCAAUGCUUAACAUUUACUCUUAAAA